GCAAGGUCAUGAUUUUAGCUCAACUAUGAAAAAUAGUAUAUGAUAACGAUGGUUGUAUAUUUUGGAACAUAUAAAGUUUCUAGACUGACUAUAUGUCUGUUAUUAAUUGAACUUGCUAGUACUCAAAAUUGGUGGAACUUUGAAUCCCACAUAAAUCCAUUCAAACUUCCUGUAUUUACUCCACUGCCAAACCAACGGUUUACUCAUAUUCCUGAAGUCAAUCAAUACGUUCCGAUGCCAAACGAUGUUGUUGUGGACAUACCAAGGUUUGUUUCAGCACAUGUUUUCUGUAAAAUGCAUACCAAGGGCCGGGAUGGGAAAGUUUAUUGGUUUUUCUACUACGAUAAAUUAUGGCCAUACCUGGUCAAGGUGGCAACCAACAAGUGGUCGAUUGAUCAAUGCGUUUCUCGGAAUACCAUAUGCAGCACCCCCAACCGAUGGAAGAAGGUUCAGGUUUCCCGUUCCUGCUUACUUAGAUACCCGAUUUCCUUGGUUUGCAAAACGCUUUAGAUCAGCGUGUAUGCAACCAUACAUCUGGCUUAGCCGAUUUAUACCAGGCUUUACAGAUAUAAGUGAAGACUGUUUGUAUCUGAACAUUUAUUAUCCAAAUAAUACAUUGGAUGCUUCUAAUACCCGUUAUCCUGUGAUUGUACAUAUUCAUGGUGGAAGUUAUGUUUAUGGUUCUAGUCAUAUGUAUCCUGGUUUAGCAUUGGCUUCCAAGGGUUUAGUUGUAGUAACAUUCAAUUAUCGUUUAGGACCGUUUGGUUUUCUCGCAACUGGUGAUCAUGCAUCGAUCGGUAAUUAUGGUCUAUGGGAUCAGUUACUUGUAAUCACUUGGGUUAAACAAAAUAUCGAAUGGUUUCAAGGUGAUCCUGAAAAAAUUACAUUAAUGGGAGAAAGUGCUGGUGCGGCUAGCGUCGGUCUUCAUUUAAUCUCACCGUUAACACGAGAAAGAUAUUUAUUCAACCAAGCAAUAAUGAUGUCCGGUUCUGAUUUAUCCCAAUGGGCAUUCAGUGACCCAGCCAAAGUUCGUACACGUUAUUAUGCAAUUGAACUAGCUCAACGAUUAAAUUGUUCUUCAUUUCAAAUUAAUGCUAUAAAUGAAUCACAACAAUAUAUACGUAAUGCUAAUUUGCAUCGCUCAUAUACGAAUAAAACAUUAAAAUUGCCAUUUGGUGAAUCAUAUGUGAAACAACCUUUAACUAUACCAUAUUCUGUACAAGUGGAUGCAUAUGCAUUAAUUUAUUGUUUAAGAUAUGAGAAAACUGCGGAACAAAUUAAUGAUGCUGUCCUUGAAUUACACUCUCUUCCAGGAGCUCCAUCAUUUGUCUGGACACCAGUUGUUGACGGAAUAUCUGGUUUCUUCCCACGUACACCAGCUAAAGAACGUUCACUAGGUAAUUUUGCUAAAAUACCACUACUUGCUGGUGUUGUACAAGACGAAGGUUCGCUGGCAUUAGAACACUUUUUAUAUCAAUUAGAUCAAUAUGGUUACACAAUUGAAAAUUUUACAGAUACUAUUGUAAGACGUUUUAUUGGUACCCUGUUAAAUGAUUUAAAUGUUUUUCGACAUAAUCAAACUGCAGAAGAAUUAUAUACACGUUAUACAUGGUGGUCAAAUUUAGAGAAUAAUACUGCGCGAUGGAAACGUACUGUUGACUUGGUUUCAGAUAUGGAAAUUAUAUCACCAUUAGAUUCUAUUGUAAAAUAUCAUUCAGUCUAUUCACCGUCAGUUUACUUCUAUGAAUUUUCCUAUUCCAGUCCAAAUGACAAACAAGCAACACCAGAAAUCGGAAUUUAUCAUGGAAUUGAAUUGCCUUUUCUAUUCGGAUUCCCUUUUAUGAAUAAAUCAAUUUGGCUAACAUUAUUUGGCGAGAAUAAUCCGCUACCCCGAUGUGUAUCAGACAAUUAUGUUUAUCCAUAUGAUACAAAUAUCAGUGAAUAUUUAUUGGAUUUAUGGGCAAAUUUUGUGAAAUAUGGGUAAGUUGUUGAAUAAAGAUUGAAAUGGGAUAACAGUGUAACAGCUUUGUAAGAUUGCAGAUACACCUUCCUAACGAACGUUAACUAACAUGAAACACGGAUACGGGGGCUGUUGAUGAUUGCCUCUACUUACUUAACAGCCAAAAAUAAUUCAUCAUGGAAUCGAGUCACUUAAAAUGAAGCCCGCAUUGCAACGUCGUCAGACAGAAUUCUACCAGUACUAGUAAAUAUACAACCCAGGACAAUAGUAACUAUUAUGGUCGGUUAGUGUAAACAUUUAUGACCUACAGGUCAGUCACAACUCGAAUAGUUCUGUACCGACAUAUCUGGCUGUGAAAAUGGCGACUCUGGUUCAUAUCCCAUAGGGAAUAUCAACUCAGUCAAUAAUUGGGAUAUGUAAAACUGGGAAAUGCAAACUAGCAUAAAAUGAUUCCAAAGAGAAAACUAACUGUACGUACUAUUUAAGUAUUUAUGAUACUUCAUUUAUUACCAAUUUUUAUUAUAUCAGUAAUAAUAAUUAUCAUCUUAAACUUUUAGAAAUCCAACUCCACAGAAUGUGAAAAAUAUUAAAUGGCCAAAUUUUAAACAACCGGAAGAAGCUUAUCUUCACAUUGAAUUGAAUAGUUCAAUUAAAUAUCAUUAUAGAUCUUCAGAUAUGGCAUUUUGGCGAUAUCGUUUUGAAGAAUUAGCCGAACCUGUACCAGCAUCUCCACCAAUUUACUACUAUCCUUUAAUUAAUGUACGAUUGACUACACUGGUAUUAGGUUGUCUUCUCAGUGUUGCGUUGAUUAGUUUAAUCAUAAUUAUUGUGUUACUGAUGAAACGUCCACAACCAAAACAAUUUAAACCAAGUAUACGUCAUAGUACACCGGGUAGUGAAUUUCAUUCAUUAUUGAAAGAUUCAUUUUCUAAUCGUAAUGUUUAUUCAACCAAAAUGUCAACUAUUCCUUGGCCUCAACCGCCAACAACAACAUCAAUCUUACAACCGUUAACAAUAAGACCAACAUUAAAACCACCACCAAAACUACCGAGAAUAAGUUCUUUCGCUUAUCUUAAAUCCAAUGAUCAGAUUAGACAAAAACAAUUGAGUUUGUCUAAUUCAACAACAUCAUGUACAAGCUACCACAUAUCAUUAUAUUCUGAAGAGAAAUUUCCUAACAAAUUAUCAACUAAACAGAAUAAUACUAAUAAACAUCCACCACCUCCCCCAGUACCAUCAAACCGUGUAAAAUCCGCAUCUGGUUCUUCGAAUGCAUCAUUGUCAUUGAUAUCAUCCUCAUCAUCCUCACCGACGUUGGGAUCGUCAAUGAGAACUUCAAAAUUACACAGUCAAAGACAAAUAAAACACAAACAUGAUAAAAAUAGAUUAUUACAUGGAGAUGAUCAUGAUGUUGUAAUGAAUCGGAAAGAAUCGAAAUCAUCUGAUCGAUUAUUGUACACAGGACACACGAUGAAAAAUAAUAGUAUUGCCCUUCCGACUACAGAUAUACAUAAUAAUAAUAAUUAUGAUUACAAUCCAUAUGUUACAGAUGUUUAAAGUUAAAAUUUAUAAAUUAAAUUGUAUAUGGUAAUUUUGAUUAAGCCUGACUGGUGCAUUUCUAUCGUCAUUUUUUAUCUGUUAAGUUAAACUCGCAUGUUCGGUUUAAUUUCCAAAAAGAAAUUGAGUGGCACUUUAAAGGGUGGUUAAUGUUCUCUAUUCUAAUAUGGUUGACUUCUGUUUAUUUUUUAUUGUGUAUUUAUCAAAAUGUUGAUACUGUUCUCCGCCUCUCAAAAUAUGGAAUUGUCUUAUUUCUUUCAGGAGUAUGUAUUAAUGUUUUUGUUAAGAAAAGAUAACUGAAAUAUUAAUUUCAUGUUGUGUUAUAAAAAAUUUACCUAUCUUGCAAAUCAAAGUACAAUGAUGUAUACCAG
This is a messenger RNA of Schistosoma curassoni, 3888 nucleotides long. NCBI's taxonomy places the organism in Eukaryota, Metazoa, Platyhelminthes, Trematoda, Strigeidida, Schistosomatidae. The record is from the annotation of a GenBank genome assembly.